AACAUAUGACAGGUAAUACGCACAUCACACACAGGCUACAGAUGUUUAUUCGGCAAAGCGGUGACAGGAAAAGAACCAACCAGCUAUGUCAGGUCUAGGAAGAUUAUCGAUAGCUAAGUUCCUUAACUCAUUUGCCGGUAAACCCGUGACGGUAAAAGCAAAAUGUUUAGACUGGCUUGUAAAGCGCGAAUUUUCCAGCAAUAAUUCGGAAAAAAUUAUUCAGCAAACAUUAGCAACACGCUUCCCUAAAGCUACAACCAUCGAGGUUAGGGACGUCUCUGGAGGAUGCGGAGCAAUGUUUGAGGUUUUUGUGGAAACAGAUGAAUUUGUCGGCCUUAACACACUGAAACAGCACAAGCUCGUCACCAAUACACUUAAGGAUCAAAUCAAGGAAAUGCAUGGCGUCCGAAUUCACACUGCUAUUCCCGCUUCCAAAUAAAUGUACAAUUAAAUUUAGCUACAAGUCGAGAUACCUGUUUCUUACAACUUGAAAUGUAAAUUAUAGUAAGUAAAAUUAUAAUCCACUACUAUUGGAAA
Stomoxys calcitrans (stable fly) is the source of this 537-nucleotide messenger RNA. Its product is annotated as bolA-like protein 3. The transcript has 3 exons. Bases 86 to 439 code for a protein of 117 amino acids. The record is from RefSeq and is a predicted model, not a curated record. Lineage: Eukaryota; Metazoa; Arthropoda; Insecta; Diptera; Muscidae.